AUGGGAUGCUCAAAAUCUAAAAUUUAGUAAGAUGCAGUUGUUCAGAUCAAGCAGAAAUCAUAAUAAUAAUUGCCAAUCGAUCCCCCAACUAAGCCAGUCUUGCCUGAAACUCUCAAUUCAAGAGACUAAACUCCCAGUCCAAACAUUAAUCUCUCAAGUAUUAAGCCUGAAUUGAAAUAAGAACUAGAGUUCGUUGAUUAUAAAUCUCCAAUGAAUUUGCCAAAGCAAAAUGAUGAUCCUCAUCAGACCUUAGAUAUCUCAGAACCAUCACUUGAUGUACCUAAACAAAAUCCAAAAUUCGACAAAUCAAUAAUCACCUUUGAAGAUCAGCCACCAUCAUAACUGUAAAAGAUAAAGGAGUAACCUCCUCCUAUUUACAAUGAUGAAGAGAUGGAUAUGGCUUUAGAGUCUUUUAAGGAAAUGCCAAUAUAAAUCUAGCCUGUAUAGAUAUCUGAAUAAGAAAAGCUGAUCUUGUAAUAUAGAGAGUAACUAGCUGCUCUGUCUAAAGUUAAAGUGGUUUAAAAGCCAAAGCCGCAGUAUUUAGAGUUCAAGUUUGAGCCAGAGGGAGAGCUAUACUUUCUACAAAUUCAAUAUUCAUUCCAUUACGAUGCCCAAGCAAAGAACUUUGUUAGUAAUCUUGAAAAGAAGUCCUUGAAAUAUCCAUUAACUUCCAAGGAAAUACUUAUUUACAGACUCAAUUGGUAGCAAGACAAGAGAACUUAGAACUUUUAGUUUAAGCUCCAGAAAAAGGCUUUGAUACCUCUGCAAAAAUAUGAGUAAAUCUUCAACAAUGAGAGUAUAUUUGAGAAUAGCAUCUUUAAAAAGGAUGAGCCAAUUAGGUUCGUUGUGACUAAGGAUGGCUUUCUAAAUUCUAUUGAAAAUAUGAGGUAGGUGGUUGAGUAGUAGAUCAGUUUUAAGAAUCUUAAGGAACCCCCAAGUAAAAACUAAAUUGAUAGAGAGGUAAGGGAGAGUGAAGAGAACUUAAAAACGUUAUGGAUUGCUUUAGUAUCAAAAUGGGUUAAGUUAAGUAAAGACGACUUCAUGAUAAAAUCAAAGUACAAAGUGGAUUUUGGAGAUAAGGAUGUGUUUGAAAUGGAAUUUAUCAAAGAUUGCAAUCCUAAUUUGAUCAAGUCUGAGAUCAAAUAGAAUCUCUUACAGACUGAGUUCUAUUAGCAGGCUGUUUAUCAAACUGUAAGAAAAUCAAUUGGGAAGAGUAUUUGGAUAGCAGACUAUAAGAAGUCUUUGAAGGAGGAUGAUUAAAUCGGAGUUGACUCUCAAAGUGAUGAGGAUUCGAGAGAGCUUUUGAAAAAGGAAUUGGAAUUUCUAGAUAACAUGUCAAAACUCAAGAAUCCAAAGUCAAAACUAAAGAUGAAAGAACCUGAGAAGGAAAUCAAGUAUCACAUCACAAACAUUAGUGAUACAUUUAACACUCAUAGUUUUGAAGAGAAUCUUAAGCCACUAAAAACAUCAAUAAAGAAUCAAUCACUUGUAGUAUACACUCAUCGUAAAGACGAAUAUCUGACUGUAGAUGUGAAGAGCGAUAACUACCUAUUGUUCUUUUUAUACGAAGACUGUGAGGAUAUGCUGUCUAAAUCCCUUUUGGUCAAUACAUUGGAGUUUCUUGUCUAGUGUGAGAAAGAGCAGAAGCAAAUAAGAGAGCUUCUGGAGAAUUCCUAAGUUCCCUUUGUUGAUAAAUAAUGA
Messenger RNA from Stylonychia lemnae, 1701 nucleotides. NCBI's taxonomy places the organism in Eukaryota, Ciliophora, Spirotrichea, Sporadotrichida, Oxytrichidae. The record is from the annotation of a GenBank genome assembly.